Molecule: messenger RNA, 839 nt
Organism: Heterobasidion irregulare TC 32-1
Lineage: Eukaryota; Fungi; Basidiomycota; Agaricomycetes; Russulales; Bondarzewiaceae
Exons: 5
Coding region: 55-465 (136 amino acids)
Biological process (GO): translation
Cellular component (GO): ribosome
Molecular function (GO): structural constituent of ribosome
Source: RefSeq, a predicted model, not a curated record
AACCAUACCCAGUAGACGCAAGAAGGUCUAAAUCAACGCCUCCAGGUCUAUAUCAUGGCCGACAACGCCCCCGUCACCAUUCGCACAAGGAAGUUCAUCACGAACCGCUUGCUUGCACGGCGUCAGUUCGUUGUCGAUGUCCUCCAUCCCUCUCGGCCCAACGUCCCCAAAGCCGAGCUCUCUGAGAAGCUUGCAGCGAUUUACAAGACACAGAAAGACCGCGUCGUAUCAUUUGGCUUCCGGACGCACUUUGGUGGAGGUCGGAGCACUGGUUUUGCUCUCAUCUACGACGAUGAGGCUUCGCAGAGGAAGUUUGAGCCCAAGUAUCGUCUAGUACGAUCUGGUCUUGAGACCAAGGUCGACAAGGCCUCCCGCAAGCUCCGGAAGGAGCGGAAGAACCGCGCGAAGAAGCUCCGCGGCACUAAAAAAGUCAAGGCCUCUGAGCCUCCGAAGAAGAGCAAAUAGGCUACUUUUUCGGUCUUCGGUUUUGGUCUUCGCCCAUUGCAUAUCGUCGCGUCGAGCAUUGUGUAUCUUACUGCGUAUGCUUUCCUCUAUCCUCUCAUGAUUCCAUGCGCCCACAGAAAUAUCGAUCAUGCCCUGCGUCCCGUGAGUGUCGUGUUAUGUAAAUCGCGGCGCGGAAGUUUUAUUCGGAGGAUGCUAUCUGCUCUGUCAUUGCAUACUGAGAUGACUUUCUGUCGACUCAAUUCGUCUGCAUUACGGGGGUCGUAAUGCAUAUGGGUGACUGCAAAUAGGUGAUGCUAAAGUUGCACUCUGCGUUGCUUGAGUUAUGAGGAACAGCAAUGAUGUACAUGCUGCUAUACUAUAUGCGCCAUUUAACA